This is a messenger RNA of Fomitopsis serialis, 2094 nucleotides long. RefSeq lists its product as uncharacterized. The transcript has 11 exons. NCBI's taxonomy places the organism in Eukaryota, Fungi, Basidiomycota, Agaricomycetes, Polyporales, Fomitopsidaceae. The record is from RefSeq and is a predicted model, not a curated record. Bases 1 to 2094 code for a protein of 697 amino acids.
AUGAACGAUGCCCAACCGCCACCAGACUUCCCGGAACGCGACGAGCAGGGCAGCGGCGAUCUGCCUACAUACGAUGAUCUCGCCGUGCAACAUGGCCCGAACUCCAGAGCUGCCGAGCGAUACGCGGAUACCACCGCGGAGGAUCUGCAGCGGCGGAGGGCAAGAGGGUGGGGAGAAGUUCCCCGGCAGAUCGACGCACGGCAAGCAGAGCCUUUGCCUCCAGCACCGGGCUCGACGGCUUCGAACGCAGCCCGGUCUUCACGACCUCUUCCACCUACGCCCCGUCUACACAUCGAGACCGACCUCUCCGCCUCUGGCUCCUCCUCGACCACGCUUCCACCAAACAAGACGCCUAGUCUUCUCCCUGAACCUUCGCCACCCGUGACACUUAUCCCGGAGAUUCUGUCUCCUUCACGGCUGAAGCUAUACCAGUUCGGGUCUCGCUUCCUCCCUCACACCACCACCGCCAUACGAUGUCUCCUUCCACUGCUGAACGACCAGAUACUGCUGAUUGGCCAUGAAAGGGGUCUCUCCGUCCUCGACAUGUUCCCGCGUGAAUGGUCGGAUGAUGGACUCACGGAGAAAGGCCCGACGGAUGCGGAGGUGAGGCCGAUAUGGGAGGGCGAGAUAGUGUACCAGAUGUCCGGCGUUGUGCUUGCCCUCGUAGGUCCCGUACCGGACGAGACUUCGAAAGAACAGGAGGGGAUACGAACACUCCGGAUGUAUAACCUCGCUAGCCUAGUCAGUAUAGCCAAAUGGGCAAUUGCUCAAAAGGGUCAGCACACAUUGAACCUGCGACAGGCAGGCUAUGGCUCUGGAAAACACGGACUGUCCAAGAGACACAGACAACAAAGCAGCCUGACGAAGGGCCUCCGGAGCCUAGUGAUCGAGUCGCCCAUCGCGCAGCCGCAAACCCCUCCAGACUCUUCCGUCGAACCUCAAGCAUCCUACUCGGACCUCGCAAAUGCGCCCAUGUACUCAAAACGCCUCCCACCACGGCCUUCUGAGGAGCGGGCCGACUCGGAUGAUUCGCGGUCUUCUUGGGACGCCAUGGACGACAUGCAUGAUCUCCCGCUGCUUUGGGCCGCUCACUAUACCCCGCUUGCGUCCCCUGGCUCCCGCUUGCACAAUACCUCAGUGCUCUUCUACGAGUAUUACCGCAAUGAAAAUCAGCGUACCAGAGGCGGUGUACUACUCGCUGUGGCGACCAAAUCCAAUAUCUUCCUGUACGAAGCACCGAAAGGUGAACGAGCAUUCCACCUAGUCAAGGAGUUUUACACACCUCUGACAGCAAGAAGCAUAUCUUUUGUCCAGCAGUCCGUGCUCGACUCCAUGUCCCGCAGCGCAUCGGACGUUUCCCCGCGCAAAUCUGGUGUUUCGCGAGAUCGACACUCGCGGAUAGCCUCCUUAGGCCCUGACAGCUAUCGAUAUCCCACUCAGCUCAGCCUCUUCGUCAUCUUCGAGAAGAAAGCGGGGCUCAUUCGUAUCGCCGACUCGGCCGUCGGAGAGGUCGACUUGUACGAGGAGAGCGGGGGACUGCACCUGCUCAACGCCAACACGAUGUCGCCUGGGCGCAGGUCACGGGCUUCAUGGGACGGACGAGGCUUCGCUAAAGAACACAAAGGCUUUGGGUGGCCCCGUCGGCCGCUGGCUCCGAGCAUGUAUGUCCUUACGCGCGGGAGGAUCUCCCAUGUCGUGCCGCACCCACUACCUCCAAGCGUCUCCGCCGUACCACCAUACCGUGUCCUCGUGUGGUCUUCCCAGCCGACCGACGUCAGCUGCAGAGUAUGCAUGCCUUCGCGGGACGAGAACGGACCGCCGCCUUCCUGCAAUGGUAUCGAGGUCCAGGAAGCAGAACGCAAGGGAAAGAAGCGGGACGAUGAGCCGAUACGGGCAUCAGUAGACAUCGGUGGUGAUACUGGGUAUCUCUGUGUCGGCGGUCGCUGGAGUCGACCAUACUACGCCCUGACGCACAGAGUGCGUGCACACCAGGGCAUAUACGGCUGGGUGCGGAAGGGCCUCGAGGAUUGGCGGGUCUUCUGGGUAGGUGGUACCGGAGCAGUGCACGAGGACGAAGAUGACGAUUAUGUAUAA